CCCAGCAGCCAUCACACACGCUGGCCUGUGGUGGCACUUGUAUGUGUUUCUAAGUCAAUGAUGAGGGUAUCAGAACCGAUACUGGACAUGGAGAUGGCAAAUUACAGUGAAGUAUUGGACCCAACUUACACAACUUUGGAGUUUGAAACUAUGCAGAUUCUGUAUAAUUCAAAUGAUAGCUCUGCUCCAGAGACAACAAGUAUGAAUACCACAGACAAUGGUGUUAACUGCCUAUGUGCCAUAUGUGGGGACCGAGCGACGGGAAAGCAUUACGGAGCAUCAAGCUGUGAUGGGUGUAAGGGCUUCUUCAGACGCAGCAUACGCAAGAGUCAUGUUUAUUCCUGCAGGUUCAGUCGGCAAUGUGUUGUUGACAAGGACAAAAGGAAUCAAUGCAGAUAUUGUCGAUUAAGAAAGUGUUUCAGAGCAGGAAUGAAAAAAGAAGCUGUGCAAAACGAACGGGAUAGAAUCAGCACCAGAAGAAGCACCUUUGAUGGCAGCAACAUCCCCUCCAUUAACACACUGACUCAAGCAGAAAUUCGGUCUCGCCAGAUCUCAGUCUCCAGCCCCGGCUCAAGCACUGACAUAAACGUUAAGAAGAUUGCAAGUAUCGGUGAUGUCUGUGAGUCCAUGAAGCAACAGCUCCUCGUCUUGGUGGAAUGGGCUAAAUAUAUUCCUGCCUUCUGUGAGUUGCCACUGGAUGACCAGGUGGCACUGUUGAGAGCUCAUGCAGGAGAACAUUUACUGCUUGGAGCUACGAAGAGAUCCAUGGUGUACAAAGAUAUUUUGCUUUUGGGGAACAACUAUGUAAUUCACCGUAACAGCAGUGAAGUUGAGAUCAGUCGUGUGGCCAACCGGGUUCUAGACGAGCUGGUACGACCGUUUCAAGAAAUUCAGAUAGAUGACAACGAAUACGCUUGUUUGAAGGCAAUCGUAUUUUUUGAUCCAGACGCAAAAGGGCUGAGUGAUCCGGUAAAGAUUAAGAACAUGCGGUUCCAAGUGCAGCUCAGUUUGGAGGACUACAUCAAUGACCGGCAGUACGACUCCCGGGGGAGGUUUGGCGAGUUGCUUCUGCUCCUGCCCACACUGCAAAGCAUCACUUGGCAAAUGAUUGAGCAAAUACAGUUCGUGAAGCUUUUUGGGAUGGUUAAAAUCGACAACCUACUUCAAGAAAUGUUACUGGGUGGUGCUUCCAAUGACGCUAGUCAUCUCCAUCAUCCCAUGCAUCCACAUUUGUCUCAAGAUCCAUUAACUGGACAAACUAUACUUUUAGGUCCCAUGUCAACGCUGGUUCAUACGGACCAGAUCUCAACUCCUGAGACCCCGCUCCCUUCCCCACCACAGGGCUCUGGACAAGAACAGUACAAAAUAGCCGUCAACCAAGCUUCGGUGAUUUCACACCAGCCUCUCUCCAAACAAAAGCAAUUGUGAGAGUGUGUUUACUCCUGAAUGGCACUGCGUAAAUGUGAAAACUUGUUGGUCUUGACAUAACUCAGGAUAGUACUUUUGGCAAACUAUGAGCCAAGGCUUCUUUAUGGUGCUGUUGUAAGAUGGGAUCCUAGUUUUUUUUGUUUAUAGGCUCCUUUUGUUUGUUGUCCCUGUUGUUUAAAACUUUCCGGUGCAAGCAGUGUAUAUCUGAAUUUCCACAUGUCUGUAUAGUGUAUUUUUCCAACUUCCCUUGCACUGUCCCUGAACUAGUUGAAUCUUAUGUACUGCUUUCAUUUGUUGUCUUGAUAUUAAUUUAAAUCUGUAAAUAAUUGCUUCAUUGUGAUGUGAUGCAGAACUAAGUGGUCUUUUUUGACCAGAGCAGUAGAUCAGCAACUCCAGAUUAAUGUACAAUGAACCAAGGUUUUUUGUUGUUGUUGUUUUGUUUUUUAUCAAUUUUAAACUUGCCAAUUAGAAAAUUAAAGCAGUUGCUAUACAACAGGAAAUAUUUCUUUGAGGAAGGAUCGCUGUGGGUAUCCUGUGGCUAAAAAGCGUCUUUCUGGCCCACAGUUAAAUAUGUCCAUCUUUAGCUUAGGAAGUCAUAAAAAGCCAUUCCAAGGAUGACUGGCUAUUCCUUAUAAUCUGCCUCUAUUUGAAGAUGUAUCUUGAGAUAAAACAUGUUUGUUUUACCAGCUAGGAUACAGGAUAAAUGGUUUAAGGAAAAAAAAAAAAAGGAAAUCCUUAAAACAGUGGCUCAACCAAGAGAGACAUUGAUUUUCUCUCCUAAAACAAUCUAGAAGUAGUCACCAUUGACUAGAAUUUAGCACAUGUUCACAUCCAGUUCCCAGCAAGGCUGGGAGAGCAGCCUUUAGGUGGCAAGCCUCGAGCCCACUAAACUGCACCAGUCUGGGAGAGUGCUAUUGGGAGACAAACCC
Messenger RNA from Lontra canadensis (Northern American river otter), 2357 nucleotides. It is a transcript of the gene HNF4G, whose product is annotated as hepatocyte nuclear factor 4 gamma. Gene Ontology annotation, molecular function: zinc ion binding; nuclear receptor activity; nuclear steroid receptor activity. The transcript is spliced from 10 exons. Gene Ontology annotation, biological process: cell differentiation; anatomical structure development; regulation of transcription by RNA polymerase II. The record is from RefSeq and is a predicted model, not a curated record. Bases 58 to 1428 code for a protein of 456 amino acids. Lineage: Eukaryota; Metazoa; Chordata; Mammalia; Carnivora; Mustelidae. Gene Ontology annotation, cellular component: nucleus.